This is a messenger RNA of Saccharomycodes ludwigii, 1674 nucleotides long. It is a transcript of the gene DED81, whose product is annotated as asparagine--tRNA ligase DED81. The coding region runs from base 1 to 1674 and encodes 557 amino acids. Gene Ontology annotation, biological process: asparaginyl-tRNA aminoacylation. The transcript has a single exon. Gene Ontology annotation, molecular function: ATP binding; asparagine-tRNA ligase activity; nucleic acid binding. NCBI's taxonomy places the organism in Eukaryota, Fungi, Ascomycota, Saccharomycetes, Saccharomycodales, Saccharomycodaceae. Gene Ontology annotation, cellular component: cytoplasm. The record is from RefSeq and is a predicted model, not a curated record.
AUGACUUCCAAAUUAUAUAUCAAUGAACAAGUUGGUAUUGAUGACACCAAGAAAAAUAAUGGCUCCAAAGAGUUACCAUUCAAAACACCAGCUUAUGCUUUAUUCAGUGUUGUUGAAAAGUCUUUAGAAGCUACUACUAACAAAGAACCAGAGUUACUAGUUUUUAAGAAAAAUGAAGAAACCCCAGAAGCUGGACCAGAUUACUUCCCAAUUACUGCUAGUGCUUUAAAGAAAGCCCGUAAAGGCUGUGAAGGUCUAAAAAAAAAGGCUAUUAAAGCUGCCUCUGCAACUGAGCAAGUUACCAAGAAAUUAGAAGCUUUAGAUUUUAACCAAUUAAAAGAAGAUAAAUCUUUACCAAAGGCAAAACCUUUUAAGAUCAUUAAAAGUUAUAAUGCUAUUGACGAAAGAGUCAAAAUUUCAGGUUGGGUUCAUAGAUUACGUAACAAGAAAUCCUUGUGUUUUCUUGUUUUAAGAGAUGGUACUGGUUACUUACAAUGUGUCUUAACGGGUGACUGUGCUAAAGCUUCUGCCAACCUAACGUUGGAGAGUACCGUUUCCCUCUACGGUACCAUUAAAAAGUUACCAGAAGGUAAAUCUGCACCAGGGGGUGUUGAAUUAUCUGUUGAUUACUUUACUUUAAUUGGAUUGGCUCCAAGCGGAGACGAAAGUUUUACAAACAAAGUUCAAGAAAACGCUGACCCUUCUCUUUUAUUGGACCAGCGUCAUUUAAUGUUGAGAGGUGAAACAUUAAGCGCAGUUAUGAAGGUCCGUGCCUCGUUGUUAAGGUCUGUUCGUAGGUUUUAUGACGAAGAGGGUAUAACCGAAGUUACCCCACCAUGCAUGGUCCAAACUCAAGUUGAAGGUGGUUCCACUUUGUUCAAGUUAGACUACUAUGGUGAAGAAUCAUUUUUAACACAAUCUUCCCAAUUAUAUUUGGAAACUUGUUUACCAAGUUUGGGUGAUGUUUAUGCUAUUCAAGAGUCUUUUAGAGCUGAAAAAUCACAUACAAGAAGACAUUUGAGUGAGUAUACUCACAUUGAGGCUGAAUUAUGUUUCCUAACAUUUGACGAGUUGCUAUCACACAUUGAAAAAUUAAUUGUUACUGCUAUUCAUUAUGUUUUGGAAGAUCCAGUUGCUGGGCCAUUAAUUAAACAGUUGAACCCAGACUUUAAGGCUCCAAAGUCUCCAUUUAUGAGAUUGGAGUAUAAAGACGCCAUUAAGUGGUUACAGGAACAUGGUAUUAAGAAUGAAGAAAAUGAGGAAUUCAAGUUUGGUGAUGAUAUUGCUGAAGCUGCUGAACGUAAGAUGACGGAUACUAUUGGUGUUCCAAUUUUGUUGAUUAAAUUUCCAGUUGAAAUCAAGUCCUUCUAUAUGAAGAAAUGCAUUGAUGAUCCACGUGUUACUGAAUCCGUUGAUGUUUUGAUGCCAACCGUUGGUGAAAUCACUGGUGGCUCUAUGAGAAUUGAUGAUGAGGAGGAGUUGAUGGCUGGUUUCAAGAGAGAAGGUAUUAACCCAGAACCAUACUACUGGUUUACGGAUCAAAGAAAAUAUGGUACUGCUCCACACGGUGGUUAUGGUAUUGGUACUGAACGUAUUUUGGCGUGGUUAUGUCAAAGAUAUACUGUUAGGGAUUGUUCAUUGUAUCCUCGUUUCAGUGGUAGAUGUAAACCAUGA